Molecule: messenger RNA, 2979 nt
Organism: Eleginops maclovinus (Patagonian blennie)
Lineage: Eukaryota; Metazoa; Chordata; Actinopteri; Perciformes; Eleginopidae
Product: putative helicase mov-10-B.2
Exons: 22
Coding region: 185-2902 (905 amino acids)
Biological process (GO): regulatory ncRNA-mediated post-transcriptional gene silencing
Cellular component (GO): P granule; cytosol
Molecular function (GO): 5'-3' RNA helicase activity; ATP hydrolysis activity; RNA binding
Source: RefSeq, a predicted model, not a curated record
CGCAAAAGUGGCCUAACCAGACACAUUUGCGACUCCUAACCAUAACCUGAUUUAAAUCCAAAACAAUUUCCAGGGGUAAAACACACUUCUGCAAACUUGUUUACGUUUUAAAAUCUGCAUCACUUGCAGUUGCUAUAGGUUACUCUUAAACUGGGAUUCUGUUUAUCUUUAAAUCUAUAGCUUAAUGUUUAUAGUCAGUUUCUCUCCGGUCUCCCGUGCAGACAACAUGUUGCCGUCCGAUAAAUAUCAUCAGGACCAAAGGAGUUUACUUCACCAACAGAGUCAGCAGCCGCAGAUGUUGCCUGUAAUUCAGUCAGCCCAGUAUGCACUACUAAGAAAAUAUGGUGACCUGAAUGUGCCACAACAUUUAUCCGAUGUUGAAGCAAAGAUGGCUCAGCAGGCCCACAAAAAGAUUGCAGCUCGUCUGAAGAUGGCAGAGUUAUUUCAUCGAUACAGGGCUCAGCUGAUCUCCAAUAAACACAAUGUCACCGUCAUCUCAGAUACUCCGGCAAAGGGAGAGAAGAUCUGCCUCACUGUGUAUGAAAACAAGAUAACUGUGCCCUUCACUGUGAAGAACUCUGAAGUCAAAAUGGUCUAUUUAUCUUUUUGGGCUUCUGACCUAGUAAAAAACAUUUUCACUGUCAGCGACUGUCAUGGAAACAUUAUCAACACCAUAAAGCAACUCCCUCUCGGACCAGGAGAGGCAUAUACAAUCCAGGUCCAUUUUAACUCAGAGCAUGCAGGCUUCUAUGAACAGCUACUGGUCUUUAAGUUUGAAACACAGCUGCCUUCUACAGAUACAUUUGAGAUUAUGCGCCUCCUGGAAAUCACCCAACGAACAUCUUUUGAUGAAAAGCCCCUAACUACAGUCACAAAUUCAUUGUGCAACAUCGAAACUGUGAGAUCGAUAUCUGUUGAUGGUUUCCAAUAUUCGUCACUUUCCAUUGUGGUGAAGUUGAAGGGAUACAAGCUGCCAGACAGUAUAAAAGACCUCCAUAAAUCUAAUAUGGACCUCGAGAAGAUGACUCUCAACUGGGAAAACUACCCACAGAAGUUUCACCUGCUGCUGCAUCUCGAGGAGCUCCAGCAAAAGACUGAAAUUGAGAAAAACAACCAGCAUGCGCCCCUGCUCAGAGACAAAGACAACACAGACCUUCUUAUUCUGAAGAUUGCAUGUGCCGCUAAGAACUCGCAUUCGAGGCUGGUCGGGAGCAAGCUGUGGGUGUUUCCUUUGGACCUGUUAGGAGUGUUUAAAGAGGCAGCUUAUGAAGCCUGGGUCCAUCACGUGGAUCCGGAGCACGUGUACCUGCAAUUUAAUAAAGAGUUCCUAAGCUGUUUCAAGGAUGGCAUGAUGUUCCGUCUCCUCUUUUCUAUCAACCGCAUGCCACUGCGUACCCAGCACAGAGCAGUAGAGCUGGCGCAAACUUACAAACUGAUGGAGGUGCUGUUCCCUACUGGAAAAUAUUCUUCCCACCAUCCACGACUAGACAGGCUGACAGACCUUGAAAGCAACCCUGAGCAGUGCAACGCCAUUCGACACAUUGUAGCUGCUUCAGCAAAACCUGCCCCAUACCUGGUAUUUGGUCCACCUGGCACAGGAAAAACUGUGACUUUGGUGGAAGCCAUCAAGCAGAUAGUGAAAAUGCAGCCCUUCUGCAACAUCCUGGCUUGUGCCCCUUCCAACAGUGCAGCUGAUCAUCUCUGUGAGAAGAUUCGAGCAGGAUGCAUAUCCAGGGUGUAUCGCUUGUAUGCCCUGUGUUACCCUGCAGGAAAUAUCCCCCCACAUAGCUUGUGCAACCUGGAUGAAAAGUCCAAAACACUCUUAUUUCCCCAUAAAACGAUUCUGAUGGGCCAAAGGAUCUUGGUUACCACCUUGCAAACAGCUGGAAGACUAGUGAGCGGAGGGAUUCCUCCUGGUCAUUACACCUAUCUAUUUGUGGAUGAAGCAGGCCAGGCUACAGAAUCAGAGUGUCUUAUCCCUUUAGCAGGUUUACUGAAUCCACAAACAUGCCAGUUAGUGCUGGCUGGAGACCCUAAACAGUUGGGACCGAUUCUCACAUCCGUACUAGCAGAGAAACAUGGCCUAGGUGUGUCAAUGUUGGAGCGUCUGAUGGACAACAUCAUCCUUUACAAGUCACAUGAGACACACGGGUUCAACAACCGCUUUGUAACCAAACUACUGAGGAAUUACAGGUCCCAUCCUUCAAUUCUGAAGAUUCCCAAUGUGCUAUUUUAUGCUGGAGAACUUCAACCUUAUGCUGAUAUAGCAAUAUAUAGUGCAUACUGCAAUUGGGAAUGCCUGCCUAAAAAAGGUUUCCCUUUGAUCUUCCAUGGAGUGGCAGGUGCUGAUGAACGUGAUCAUAACUGUCCCUCUGUGUACAACAUGGCAGAGGUGGAGGUGUUGAAGGAUUACUUAAAAGCUCUUGUUCGCCAUCUUCACAAAAAGGGUGUGACCAAAAUUGAACCAAAUGAAAUUGGUGUCAUUACCCCAUACACAAAACAGGUGGAGAAAAUUAAAAAAGCCCUUCAGACGGACAAAGAACUCAGGCAGGAAAACUUAGAAAACAUAAUGGUCGGUUCAGUGGAGAAGUUUCAGGGUAAAGAGUGCAAAGCUAUUCUGGUGUCUACAGUGCGCAGUUAUCCCAAACUGACUGCUCACAAGCAACAAGUUACUAUAGGCUUUGUUGAUAAUGAGAAGAGGUUCAACGUAGCAUUGACCCGAGCACAAGCCUUACUGAUUGUGGUUGGAGACCCGAGAGUCCUGAAGACUGAGCCAAUCUGGAACAAAUUCAUCCAUUACUGCUCUGAAGAAGGGGGUUACCGUGGCAUUACAAUGUCUGAUGGAGAGGAAGAGGAAGAUGCACUGCCAAAAGUACAUUCAGAGGGACUCUGUGAAGAGUGAUUCAGCAACAGCUGCAACCAUGUUGAAGGAGCAACACCCCUCGCACAGGCUGAAUAUUUAACAAAAAAAAAGCAACA